Molecule: messenger RNA, 2088 nt
Organism: Tripterygium wilfordii
Lineage: Eukaryota; Viridiplantae; Streptophyta; Magnoliopsida; Celastrales; Celastraceae
Product: calcium/calmodulin-regulated receptor-like kinase 2
Exons: 9
Coding region: 510-1772 (420 amino acids)
Biological process (GO): protein phosphorylation
Molecular function (GO): ATP binding; protein kinase activity
Source: RefSeq, a predicted model, not a curated record
CACAUUACACAAACUGUUUCUAUUCAUUCCCUUGCGCGCUCUCGAUUCGCCAAAUUCUGCUCUCUUGAAUACAUCUUACUAAAAACUCCGCUUGUCCUUUUUCUAUUUUCUCUGUUUUCCUUUUUUUGAUUUUCGUCUUCCUUCCUUUUUGAUUCCCCAAUAGGCCAAUAAGCCUCCAAUUAGGACUUGUUUUCUUUCAGUUUCUCUCUCUAGACUGGGUCCAGAGUUCCUCUCGACCUGGGUCUUCGGCAAUCAACAUUGACUUGCUUAAAAUCAACAGUUAGCCGUGGGUGGUGGUGUACAAGGAGACUGAUCAGCUUCUGGGUUUUCUUAGUCGUCGAGAUAUGCACAAAAGACGCUGGACUUUGUCUCUCUAUUUUCUUAUCUUUCUUGAUCCAAUUGAGACCAUGACAGUUACAUAUAGAUCAUUUGAAGCUUGUAAAAGAGUGACUGCAGCACUUCUUCCCUCAAGAUGCAUUCAUAUUCUGAAUUCCAAAAGAGACUGAAGAAUGGUUCAUAAAGGUGAUUUGGUUGCUAUUGGAAUCUCUGUUGGUCUGGCCCUUGGUAUCUUGAUAGCUUCACUAGUAUUUUUCAUCGUAAGGUGGUACAAGCGGCGUGCUCAUCUUCGACGUUGUGCAAAUGAGCGUAGUUUGACCACUGUUCCAAUACGCAUAAAUGGAUUAGAUACAAGCACUGACUUCAGUGCAUCCCUGGCAAAUGAAGCAACUCUUCAGGGAACAGAAAACCCUCAACAAACUUCUCAGCUUUCUUGGUGGGGUAAUCACAGUAAAGAUCAGCUUGCUUCUGCGUCAGGCAUACCUCGAUAUUUCUAUAAGGAUGUUCAGAAAGCUACACAGAACUUUACAACUAUUUUGGGACAAGGGUCAUUUGGUCCAGUGUAUAAAGCAACAAUGCCUACUGGAGAAGUUGUAGCCGUGAAGGCUCUUGCUUCUAAUUCGAAACAGGGGGAGAAAGAGUUCCAAACUGAGGUAACUCUGCUGGGAAGGCUGCAUCACCGGAAUCUUGUCAAUUUACUAGGAUAUUGUGUAGAUAAAGGACAGCGCAUGUUGAUCUAUGAGUUCAUGAGCAAUGGGAGUUUGGCCAACCUUUUAUAUGACAAAGCAGAUCGAGUUUUAAGUUGGGAACAAAGGCUACAAAUUGCUCUUGAUAUUUCACAUGGAAUCGAAUAUCUACAUGAAGGGGCAGUGCCACCCGUCAUACAUCGCGAUUUAAAGUCUGCUAAUAUAUUGUUGGACCGGUCAAUGAGAGCUAAGGUCGCUGAUUUUGGGCUGUCAAAGGAAGAGGUCUUCGAUGAGCGCAACUCUGGCCUGAAAGGUACAUAUGGCUACAUAGAUCCGGCAUACAUAUCAACAAACAGCUUCACAAAGAAGAGUGACGUCUACAGUUUUGGUGUAAUCAUCUUUGAACUAAUUACAGCCAUCCACCCACACCAAAACUUAAUGGAAUACGUUAAUCUAGCUUCGAUGAGUCCAGACGGUGUCGAUGAAAUACUUGAUGAGAGACUUGCUGGAGAAUGCAAUGUUGAGGAAGUGAGGGAGCUAGCUAAAAUUGCUCACAAAUGCUUGCACAAAUUACAAAGGAGGCGUCCUUCAAUAGUAGAAGUUUCACAGGCCAUAGUGAAGAUAAGGCAGAGGAGGAGACUUACCAAGGAAGACACAAUGUCUUUCGCCAGAGACGAUUUAUUACGACUAGCAAGUCACAUAGAGGACCAACGGUUGGAGAUGAUUGAGAUGGGGAAGGAGGGUGAUUAACCGAUCACAAGAAUUUUUUUUAUAUGUAUAUCACUCCUUUCCUUUCCUUUCCUUUCCUUUUCCUCAAGUGAUAUUGAUUAUACCCAGUAUAGGAAAACCAUCAAUCCCUUUUUGCCUUAAAAGAAGGUUAAGCUCUCACCCCAUCCGUGGCUGAUUUCAGCUAUAUGCUAGUUGGAUGAAGUCUCGGACAUUCGAUUUUGACAGCAAACAAUGGCAUCAGAAGCAUGAGAUUGGAACAGCAUACUCUCUCAUCCAGGAUUACUUGCUUAUGUGUAUGCGUAUAGUCCAGCUAAAUCAGGACAAAGAUGCUAAGGAA